Messenger RNA from Capsicum annuum, 2050 nucleotides. Its product is annotated as sucrose-phosphatase 1. NCBI's taxonomy places the organism in Eukaryota, Viridiplantae, Streptophyta, Magnoliopsida, Solanales, Solanaceae. The record is from RefSeq and is a predicted model, not a curated record. Gene Ontology annotation, biological process: sucrose biosynthetic process. The coding region runs from base 282 to 1694 and encodes 470 amino acids. The transcript is spliced from 10 exons. Gene Ontology annotation, molecular function: sucrose-phosphate phosphatase activity; magnesium ion binding.
GUAGAACAACUACGCCUAGUUGUUCAACAACUGAGACAGGUUCACCUAAUAUUAAAAUAUGAAUCAAUUCGUGCACAAACCUACUUCGUGUUGACCUUGUUGCUGAUGCCACGUGUCCUCAACCUCAUUUCCCCUCAUGUAAAUGUGAUUAUAUAUUCAAUAAUUAUUAUUAUUGUGUAUAAAAUAAGAAUUUGAUCUUAUUUUAUUGGAAUUCUUGACCAUAGAAUUGGAAUAAAAAAAUACCAAAAAAUUAACUGUCUUUUUAACAGUCUAUACUCUUCAUGACUUCUCUUACGAGAAGGUUCAAUUAUUCUGUUUGCUACUGCUGCUCCACUCCCAAAAUCCCUUCAUUCAACUAUUUUAAGAUGCUAGAUGAAUGUGGGUCGGCAAAGAGUGAAGCUAAUAUUAAAUCAAACAUGGAUCGAUUAGCCAGUGCUGCACGUCUCAUGAUAGUCUCAGAUCUUGACCAGACAAUGGUCGAUCAUCAUGAUCCUGAGAACCUCUCUCUGCUUAGGUUCAAUGCUUUAUGGGAAGCCAAUUAUCGUGAAAGCUCCUUGUUAGUGUUCUCAACUGGGAGAUCACCUAUACUUUACGAGGAGUUGAGAAAAGAGAAGCCCAUGCUAACGCCAGAUGUUACCAUUAUGUCUGUGGGGACUGAAAUAACGUAUGGUAACUCGAUGGUACCAGAUGAUGGUUGGGAAGCAUUGUUAAAUAACAAGUGGGAUCGGAAAAUAGUGACAGAGGAAACAAGAAAAUUUCCUGAACUCACCCUUCAGUCAGAAACCGAGCAACGACCUCUCAAGGUCAGUUUCUAUGUUCACAAAGACAAGGCUCAAGAUAUAAUGAAAACUCUUUCGAAGAGCUUGGAAGAACGUGGGUUGGAUGUCAAAAUAAUUUACAGCGGAGGGAUAGCUUUAGACAUUUUGCCACAAGGUGGUGGCAAAGGACAAGCACUUGCGUAUUUGCUUAAGAAAUUAAAGAGAGAGGGAAAAUUACCAAACAACACGCUUGCCUGUGGUGACUCUGGAAACGAUGCUGAGCUUCUCAGUAUCCCAGAUGUUUACGGUGUGAUGGUAGCGAAUGCUCAGGAGGAAUUAUUAGAAUGGCAUGCUGCAAAUGCGAAAGAUAAUCCAAAAGUCAUUCAUGCAGCAGAGAGAUGUGCUGCGGGUAUAAUACAAGCCAUUGGACAUUUCAACCUGGGACCAAGUAUCUCUCCUAGAGACGUUACAGAUAUGUCAGAAAUCAAGAUGAAGAAUUUUGUUCCUGCUUAUGAAGUCGUCAAAUUUUACUUGUUUUUCGAGAAAUGGAGGCGUGGAGAGAUUGAGAAUUCUGACCUUUACUUGUCGAACAUGAAAGCCGUUUGCAGACCAUCUGAUACUUUCGUGCAUCCAUCUGGAGUUGAGAAAUCUCUUGAGGAAUACGUAAAUACAUUGAAAAAGUGUCAUGGGGACAAAAAGGGUAAGCAAUAUCGUAUUUGGGUUGAUCAAGUCUUACCUACACAGGUUGGUUCAGAUUCAUGGUUAGUGAGUUUCAAGAAAUGGGAGCUUUGCGGCGAAGAGCGACAAUGUUGCAUAACUACCGUCGUAUUGAGUUCAAAGAAUGUGACCGUUGCAGAUGGGCUCACUUGGACACACGUGCAUCAGACUUGGCUGCCGGGAGCAGCAGCAAGUGACUCCGCGACCUGGUUCUUUUAGGUUUGACUCUGAAAAUCCCGGAGCCACCAACUUUCUGCCUACAGUACUUUUUCCAGCUGUAUGCUGACUGAAUGCAUGAGUUGUAGUCGCGAUGAACCUGGUCUCUGGGCAGUUGCAAGUUUAUCUAUGCAUGAACCAGGUCCCAACGUACAAUCAUCAAAACUAAGGACUUAACAUUAUAGCUAUACACAUCGACACCUAAACCCCCACCCCCCACACAGGCAAAACCCUUUUUGUGUGUCCCUCUUACUUUCUUUGUUUUUGUUCUUCUUUGAUGAUGAAUGUAUUACAAACCAAAACACGAAAAGAUGGCUAAUCGUUGAGGUAAUAAUAAGUAUUGCUCUUCUUUUCGACAA